This is a messenger RNA of Micropterus salmoides (largemouth bass), 1847 nucleotides long. It is a transcript of the gene pxmp4, whose product is annotated as peroxisomal membrane protein 4. Gene Ontology annotation, cellular component: peroxisomal membrane. The record is from RefSeq and is a predicted model, not a curated record. The transcript has 4 exons. The coding region runs from base 45 to 689 and encodes 214 amino acids. Lineage: Eukaryota; Metazoa; Chordata; Actinopteri; Centrarchiformes; Centrarchidae.
GAUUGUUGGUGCAACAUGUAUUUGUGUCCUAUCGAUUGAAAGUCAUGGCAGGACCUGAUCUGAUAAACACUCUCCUGUAUACCGUCAAUAAUCUGCUGCAGCAGGAGAAAUAUAAAGCGGCAUUGGCCGUUUUGAAAGGAUUCAGAAACGGCGCCGUAUAUGGGGCCAAAAUCAGAGCACCACAUGCCCUGGUAAUGACAUUUCUAUUCAGAAAUGGCAGUUUGAAGGACAAGCUCAGAGCCAUUUUGAAGGCCACUUACACCCAUUCCCGCAAUCUGGCAUGCUUUGUAUUCACUUACAAAGGACUGCAAGCCGUGCAGGAGAGGAUCCAGGGAAAGACUUUGCAGUCUCACUCCUUUCUUGCUGCCUGUGUUGGAGGAUGGUUAGUGUUUGGAGAUAACAACAACAUCAAUAGUCAGAUCAACAUGUAUUUGCUGUCCAGGAUCCUGUUCGCUCUGUCUCGGCUGGCUGUAGAGAAAGGAAUCAUACCCCAGCCGAAACACGACCCUUUUCCACUGUUCGCUACGCUGGUGUGGGGCAUUGUCUUGUGGCUGUUUGAAUAUUACCCACACACCCUCCAGCCCUCACUGCAGUCUUCAAUGAACUACCUCUACCAUGAUAGCAAUGUGUGGCAUGACAUCUCAGACUUCCUUGUUUAUAAUAAGCCAAGGACUGCUGCUCAGAAAUGAAGCUUUAGUUUUUGUCAGUAUGGACCAGCUACAAUGCAAUAAUUGCAUUAUUUAAAUAAUUAUUAUUAAUUCAAAUGGUAUUGACUGUUGCCUUUUUUAAAUUAAUGUUAUAAUUUGUGCUGUACUGUGUUUGAUUCCUUUACAUAUGUAUUUUCUUGUGUGUCCUGCACAUUUACGCAGCUGUCAAAGCCAACCACUGUUUGUUUGACACAAUUUUCCAGGUAAAGAGAAUCCCCAGCAUAUUUGCAUACCAUUUUCAGUACGAUAUUUCCUGCUGAUAUUUGGGUGAUUUGUCUUAUUUUCAUUUCCAGAGUAUGUCACUAAAUACAACUGCCACAGAAUAAACAACAAAAAGACAUUUAAUGCAAAACAGGCUGAAAUUCUGUUUUCUGUUCUGAACAUGCUGUUAUAUAGAGCCACAAAAAUGUCAAAGCAUCAUUAUCAUCUUUGAUCUUUUUUAAAAAUAUUUGCACAUCCCUAUGGUUCUUCUAUAUAAUACACAAUUAAUAAAUAAAAAAAUGGCAGCUGUCGAGUUUUUUUAGUUCGAACAAGAGUUGUUCUGUUGUAGCACUACUGAGCGUCUUUUGCAGGUUAGAUUGAUGACUACCUGAAAUAUGGAGCAUUCUGUGUUGUAAAAAAGCAUUUUGUGUGUUAUCACUCCUAAAAAUGAUGAUUCCCUCACCCUGCUGGAAUCACGAACAUGCUCUAGAAAUACUAGAUGUGCAAGUUUUUGUUUGUUUAGAAGCCACAGGUGUGCCAUUAAUAUGUUGUUUUAUGUGGGCUGAAUGAAAUCCUGCUUCAGACAAACCUGUCUGCAGUUUUUCUUUUCUUCAAAGGCUUAAUCAUCUCUCUUGCUAUUCGUGAUCUAUCCAAAAUUAAUUGAGCUACAACUUGUUACCUUGUACAAAUGAUUUAGUGUAGUUCUUAGAUCUAGCACUAGUUUUGUGCAGUAUCAGUCUAGAUUAAAAUACAUUAUGCACAAUCAUUUUAAUAUGUUCCAAUGUGUAAACAGUGAUGACGUAACCAUAAUUUGUAAAGUCUGUGCUUGACUCCCCGUCAUGCAAUUUUACUUGAGAAUUUACAUUUUAUUUAAAUUAAUAGUUUCAAUCUUUGUGAUAGCAAGUGAUGGAAAGUAACUAAUAAAACAGCUUUUAAGUA